AUGGCCUCUCUGAAGAGGUUUCAGUCGCUCGUUCCGCUGAAUCACAAGGAAGGCACCUUAUUUGAAGUUAUCGGACAGCGCAAGCUGCCCAAGUGGUUCCAUAUCGGGUACCUGGUAGAUCCAAAGAAAAGGGACGUGGAACCUCGGCUAGUGGAAAUCAUGUUUGGUAAGGACGGAGAGCACAUCCCGCAUAUUGAAUGGACGUUGCGUACCCUGAUUCAUGUGAACGUGUGGGGCCCUGAAAGGCGAGCUGAGAUUUGGAUGUUCGGACCGCCGCCUUUACAAAGGGAGGUUGAUCGGAUGCUCUUUAACCUGGCUCAACAUUGCCGCUCGAAAUUGAUGCUAAAGGAGGCUCUGCAAGAAGGAGCUGAGCGGAUGGCAGCCCGUAAGGCUGCCGCCCAGCCGGCUCCAGUGAAGGUCCGCGAGGCUGCCACCCAGCCGACUCCCGUGAAGGUCCGCGAGGCUGCCACCCAGCCGGCUCCCGUGAAGGUCAGCAAGGCUGCCACCCAGACGGCUCCCGUGAAGGUCCGCGAGGCUGCCACCCAGACGGCUCCAGUGAACGUCCACGAGGCUGAGGCUGCCACUGAGCUGGCUCCCGUGAAAGUCGACGAGGCUGAAGCUCCCACCCAGGCGGCUCCCGUGAAAAUCCACGGGGCUGAGGCUGCCACUGAGCCGGCUUCCGUGCAGGUCAGCGAGGCUGAGGCUGCCGCCCAGCCGGCUUCGGUUCAGGUCAGCGAGGCUGCCAGCGAGCCGGCUCCCGAAGUCCACGAGGCUGAGGCUCCCACCCAGCCGGCUCCUGUGCAAGUCAGGGAGGCUGAGGCUCCCACCCAGGCGGCUCCUGUGCAGGUCAGCAAGGCUGAGGCUCCCACCCAGCCGGCUCCCGUGAAAGUCAGGGAGGCUGAGGCUCCCACCCAGGCGGCUCCCGUGCAGGUCAGCAAGGCUGAGGCUCCCACCCAGCCAGCUCCAGUGAAAGUCAGGGAGGCUGCCACGGAACCGGCUUCUGUGCAGGUGAGCGAGGCUGCCAUCGAGCCUGCUCUUGUGAAAGUCGACGAGGCUGAGGCUCCCACCCAGUCGGCUCCCGAAGUCCACGAGGCUGAGGCUGCCACCGAGCCGGCUCCCGAGAAAGUCCACGGGGCUGAGGCUGCCACUGAGCCGGCUCCCCAGAAAGUCCACGGGGCUGAGGCUGCCAUCGACCCCACUCCCGUGAAAGUCAGUGAGGCUGAGGCUCCCACCCAGCCGGCUCCUGUGAAGGUCAGUGAGGCUGAAGCUCCCACCCACCCGGCUCCCGAAGUCCACGGGGCUGAGGCUGCCACUCAGCUGGCUUCGGUGCAGGUCAGCGAGGCUGCCAGUGAGCCGGUCAGCGAGGCUGAGUCUCCCACCCAGGCGGCUCCCGAAGUCCACGAGGCUGAGGCUGCCACCGAGCUGGCUCCCAAGAAAGUCCACGAGGCUGAGGCUGCCAUCGACCCCGCUCCCGUGAAAGUCGGUGAGGCUGAAGCUCCCACCCAGCCGGCUCCUGUGAAAGUCAGUGAGGCUGCCACCGACCCCGUUCCCGUGAAGGUCAGCGAGGCUGAUCCUGCCACUGAGCCGGCUCCCCUGAAAGUCCACGAGGCUGAAGCUCCCACUCAGCCGGCUCCCGAAGUCCACAAGGCUGAGGCUCCCACCCAGCCGGCUCCCGUGCAGGUCAGCAAGGCUCAGGCUCCCACCCAGCCGGCUCCGGUGAAGGUCAGCGAGACUGAGGCUGCCACUGAGCCAGCUCCCCUGAAGGUCAGCGAGGCUGCUACAGAGCCGGCUCCCGUGAAAGUCCACGGGGCUGAGGCUGCCACCGACCCCGCUCCGGUGAAAGUCAGCGAGGCUGAGGCUCCCACCCCGCCGGCUCCCGAAGUCCACGAGGCUGAGGCUGCCACCGAGCCGGCUUCGGUGCAGGUCAGCGAGGCUGCCACUGAGCGGGCUCCCUUGAAAGUCCACGAGGCUGAGGCUACCACGCAGCCGGCUCCCGAAGUCCACGGGGCUGAGGCUCCCACCCAGCCGGCUCCCGUGAAGGUCAGCGAGACUGCCAUCGACCCCGCUCCCGUGAAAGUCAGUGAGGCUGAAGCUCCCACCCAGCCGGCUCCCUUGAAAGUCCACGAGGCUGAGGCUGCCACUGAGCCGUCUCUCAUGAAAGUCCACGAGGCUGAGGCUACCACCGACCCCGCUCCGGUGAAAGUCAGCGAGCCUGAGGCUGCCAUUCAGCCGCCUCCCGCGAAGGUCUGCGAGGCUGCCACCGAGCCGGUUCCCGGGAAAUUCGAUGAGACUGAGGCUCCCACCCAGCCAGCUCCGGUGAAAGUCAGCCAGGCUGAGGCUCCCACCCAGCCGGCUGCCACCGAGCCGGUUUCCGUGAAGGUCAGCGAGGCUGCCGAAGUCCAUAGGGCUGAGGCUGCCAGGGAGCCGGCCCCUGCGAAGAAGAUCAGCGAGGCUGCUACAGAGCCGGCUCCAGUGAAAGUCCACGGGGCUGAAGCUCCCACCCAGCCGGCUCCGGUGAAGGUCAGCGAGGCUGCUACAGAGCCGGCUCCCGAGAAAUUCAGCGAGGCUGAGGCUCCCACUCAGCCGGCUCCCGAAGUCCACGAGGCUGAGGCUGCCACUCAGCGGGCUCCCGCGAAGGUCAGCGAGGCUGCCACCGAGCCGGUUCCCGGGAAAUUCGACGAGACUGAGGCUCCCACCCAGCCGGCUGCCACCGAGCCGGUUCCCGUGAAGGUCAGCGAGGCUGCCAUCCAGCCGGCUCCCGUGAAAGUCCACGAGGCUGAAGCUCCCACUCAGCCGGCUCCCGAAGUCCACAAGGCUGAGGCUCACACCCAGCUGGCCCCCGUCAAAGUCCACAAGGCUGAGGCUGCCACCGAGCCGGUUCCCGUGAAAGUCAGCCAGGCUGAGGCUCCCACCCAGCCGGUUCCCGUGAAGGUCAGCGAGGCUGCCAUCCAGCCGGCUCCCGAAGUCCAUAGGGCUGAGGCUGCCAGGGAGCCGGCCCCUGCGAAGGUCAGCGAGGCUGCCACUGAGCCGGCUCCCGAGAAAGUCCACGGGGCUGAGGCUGCCAUCGAGCCGGCUCUCCUGAAAGUCCACGAGGCUGAGGUUGCCAUCGACCCCACUCCCAAAGUCGGUGAGGCUGAGGCUCCCACCCAGCCGGUUCCUGAGAAAGUCUGCGAGGCUGAUCCUGCCACUGAGCCGGCUCCCCUGAAAGUCCACAAGGCUGAGGCUCCCACCCAGCCGGCUCCCGAAGUCCACGAGGCUGAGGCUGCCACUCAGCUGGCUUCGGUGCAGGUCAGCGAGGCUGCCACUGAGCCGGCUCCCGAGAAAGUCCACGGGGCUGAGGCUGCCAUCGAGCCGGCUCUCCUGAAAGUCCACGAGGCUGAGGCUGCCAUCGACCCCGCCGCUCCCGUGAAAGUCAGUGAGGCUGAAGCUCCCACCCACCCGGCUCCCGAAGUCCACAGGGCUGAGGCUGCCACCGACCCUGCUCCCGUGAAUGUCAGCGAGGCUGAGGCUGCCACCCAGCCGGCUCCCGAGAAAGUCUGCGAGGCUGAAGCUCCCACUCAGCCGGCUCCCGAAGUCCACAAGGCUGAGGCUCCCACCCAGUCGGCUCCCGUGAAGGUCAGCGAGGCUGCUACAGAGCCGGCUCCCCUGAAAGUGAGGGAGGCUGCCAUCGAGCGGGCUCUCGUGAAAGUCCACCAGGCUGAGGCUGCCACCGACCCCGCUCCGGUGAAAGUCAGCGAGCCUGAGGCUGCCACUCAGCUGGCUCCUGCGAUGGUCAGCGAGGCUGCCACUGAGCCGGUUCCCGGGAAAUUCGACGAGACUGAGGCUCCCACCCAGCCAGCUCCGGUGAAAGUCAGCGAGGCUGCCACCGAGCCGGCUCCCGUGAAAGUCCAUGGGGCUGAAGCUCCCACCCAGCCGGCUCCCGAAGUCCACAGGGCUGAGGCUGCCAGCGAGCCGGCUCCUGUGAAGGUCAGCGAGGCUGCAACAGAGCCAGCUCCCGUGAAAUUCAGCGAGGCUGAGGCUCCCACUCAGCCGGCUCCCGAAGUCCACGAGGCUGAGGCUGCCACCGAGCCGGUUCCCGUGCAAGUCCACGGGGCUGAGGCUGCCACCGAGCCUGCUCCGGUGCAGGUCAGCGAGGCUGCCAUCGAGCUGGCUCCCGUGAAGGUCAGCGAGGCUACUACAGAGCCGGUUCCCGUGAAAGUCGACGAGACUGAGGCUCCCACCCAGCCGGCUCCCGAAGUCCACGAGGCUGAGGCUGCCACCGAGACGGCUUCGGUGCAGGUCAGCGAGGCUGCCACGCAGCCGACCCCGGUGGAGGUCACUGAUGCUACCCAGUUGGCUCACUUGAAGGCUGGUGAAGCCUUCACCCAGCACACUUCAGGGGAGGCCCAGCAGGUUGUCAAUGGGCAAUCUCCCAUUGAAGCCUGUGAGGCUGCCAGCAAGCAGCAUUCUGUAGAUGUGUCUAUGGCCUUGUCCCAGGAGUGUCCUGAGGAUUUUGAGUGGGAUACCCAGUGUUCUAUGGAUGGCAGCUAUGUCAUAAUUCAUCCAAGGGAUGUCUGGGAAUCAUUUUUCAUAAUAUAA
Messenger RNA from Mastomys coucha (southern multimammate mouse), 4578 nucleotides. Its product is annotated as calphotin-like. Bases 1 to 4578 code for a protein of 1525 amino acids. Gene Ontology annotation, cellular component: apical cortex; protein-containing complex. The transcript has 9 exons. The record is from RefSeq and is a predicted model, not a curated record. NCBI's taxonomy places the organism in Eukaryota, Metazoa, Chordata, Mammalia, Rodentia, Muridae. Gene Ontology annotation, molecular function: RNA binding.